AUGCAGGAUUUCCUUUGGAGAAACCACAGCUCUCUUACUGAGUUCAUUCUUCUAGGAUUCUCUAGUGAUGAAAAGAUAAAUGUUAUUCUAUUCAAUGUCUUUCUUUUCCUCUACCUCAUCACCCUUCUAGGUAAUGGGCUCAUUAUCACUUUGAUACGCAUGGAUUCCCGCCUCCACACACCCAUGUACUUUUUCCUCAGUGUCUUAUCCAUUCUGGAUAUGGGCUAUGUCACCACCACGGUGCCCCAGAUGCUCAUUCACCUGCUCUGCAGCAGGAAGACCAUCUCCUAUAUUGGAUGUGUAGCCCAAAUGUACAUCUUCCUGAUGUUGGGAAUCACCGAGUCUUGGCUUUUUGCAAUCAUGGCUUAUGAUAGGUAUGUGGCCAUUUGCCAUCCUCUCAGGUAUAAAGUCAUCAUGAGCCCUUUGCUGUGUGGAUCGCUGGUGGCCUUCUGUGGAUUCUGGGGCAUCAGCUGUGCCCUCAUAUAUACAGUCUCUGCUAUGAUUCUUCCUUAUUGUGGCCCCAAUGAGAUCAACCACUUCUUCUGUGAAGUACCAGCCGUCUUGAAGUUGGCCUGUGCAGACACCUCUCUCAACGACCAAGUGGAUUUCAUUCUAGGCUUCAUCCUUCUUUUGGUGCCCCUCUCCCUCAUCAUCAUUGUCUACAUCAAUAUCUUUGCUGCCAUCUUGAGGAUCCGUUCAACCCAAGGGCGGCUCAAGGCCUUCUCUACCUGUGCUUCCCACAUCACUGUGGUCACCAUGUUCUCAAUCCCUUGUAUGGUGAUGUAUAUGAGACCUGGCUCUGAGUCCUCCCCAGAAGAGGACAAGAAGCUGGCUUUAUUCUACAAUGUCAUCUCUGCUUUCCUGAACCCUAUCAUCUACAGCCUCCGGAACAAAGAUGUUAAGAGGGCUUUCCUCAAAGUGAUAGGCUCAAGCCAAGGAUCAUAA
Molecule: messenger RNA, 945 nt
Organism: Perognathus longimembris pacificus (Pacific pocket mouse)
Lineage: Eukaryota; Metazoa; Chordata; Mammalia; Rodentia; Heteromyidae
Product: olfactory receptor 2A12-like
Exons: 1
Coding region: 1-945 (314 amino acids)
Biological process (GO): G protein-coupled receptor signaling pathway
Cellular component (GO): membrane
Molecular function (GO): olfactory receptor activity; G protein-coupled receptor activity
Source: RefSeq, a predicted model, not a curated record